Molecule: messenger RNA, 816 nt
Organism: Fraxinus pennsylvanica
Lineage: Eukaryota; Viridiplantae; Streptophyta; Magnoliopsida; Lamiales; Oleaceae
Source: the annotation of a GenBank genome assembly
AUGGCGAAUACGGAGUUGCAGAUGAACCCUCAAAUGGAACAGAUCCAUGGUGAAAUUCGUGAUACUAUGCGUGCCAUUGCAAAUGGCUUUCAAAAGCUGGAUAAGAUUAAAGACUCCAGUAGACAAAGUAAGCAGCUGGAGGAGCUCACUGGAAAGAUGAGGGAGUGUAAAAGGCUGAUUAAAGAAUUUGAUCGUGAAAUUAAAGAUGAAGAAAGUAGAAAUCCUCCAGAGGUGACUAAGGAACUGAACGAUGUAAAGCAAAACAUGAUCAAAGAGUUGAAUUCAUACGUGGCUUUGAGGAAAACGUACACGAGCACUCUUGGAAAUAAAAGGGUUGAACUCUUUGACAUGGGAGCUGGUGCCAGCGACCCUACAGCUGAUGAGAAUGUUCAAAUGGCAUCAGAAAUGUCAAACCAGGAGCUUAUCAAUGCUGGAACGAAGACAAUGGACGAAACUGACCAGGCCAUUGAACGCUCCAAACAGGUUGUCCACCAAACGAUUGAAGUGGGAACUGAAACUGCUACUACCUUGAAGGGCCAGACUGAGCAAAUGGGUCGUAUUGUCAAUGAACUGGACACAAUCCAGUUCUCCAUCAAAAAGGCAUCACAGCUCGUUAAGGAGAUUGGCAGACAGGUGGCUACGGACAAGUGCAUCAUGCUCUUUCUUUUUCUGAUUGUAUGUGGAGUAAUAGCCAUAAUUGUCGUGAAGAUUGUGAAUCCCAACAACAAAAGCAUAAGAGAUAUUCCGGGACUGGCUCCUCCAGCUCCUACCACAAGGAGAUUGCUGUAUGCAAAGCCAGGGCAACAUUUUUAUUAA